Molecule: messenger RNA, 548 nt
Organism: Ananas comosus (pineapple)
Lineage: Eukaryota; Viridiplantae; Streptophyta; Magnoliopsida; Poales; Bromeliaceae
Product: pathogenesis-related protein PRB1-3-like
Exons: 1
Coding region: 42-530 (162 amino acids)
Cellular component (GO): extracellular region
Source: RefSeq, a predicted model, not a curated record
UAGAAGGUAAGAAAAUUAGGAUAAAUUCUAUACUUCAAAAUAUGGAGUCAUUUAACGUGUCCUUUGCUAUGCUUUGUGCCGUGUUACUAUGCAUGGCCCAUGCAACGCGCGGCCAAAACUCCCCGCAGGACUACGUGGACGCCCACAACGCGGCGCGCGCCGCCGUCGGCGUCGGCCCCGUCACGUGGGACGACACGGUGGCGGCCUACGCGCAGAACUAUGCGAAUGAGCGAAUCGGCGAUUGCCAGCUGGUCCACUCCGGCGGCCCCUACGGCGAGAACCUGUUUGAAGGGUUCGGGGCCGACUACACGGCGGCGGACGCCGUCAAUGACUGGGUGUCGGAGAAGCAGUACUACGACCACGCGACGAACACCUGCGCACAGGGGCAAGAGUGCGGGCACUACACGCAGGUCGUGUGGCGCGACUCGACUACGAUUGGGUGCGCGCGCGUGGUGUGCAACAACGGCUGGAUAUUCAUCACCUGCAACUAUAACCCUCCGGGGAACAUUGUCGGUCAAAGUCCUUACUGAGGAGGGCUAAAUAUAUUU